AUGGCAGCCCCUCCGCAGCAGAAAGUCCACGAUGUGAUCAGGCAAUACCGGCCUGCCAGGCAAUUUCCCGGUUCUACGCGGUCGGAUGGGGUCGAGAGCCGUGUUACAUCCCUUGAUUUCGACGAUAUGGGCGAGUUCCUCGUCGCCGCCUCGGACGACGAAACGAUGCAUGUCUACGACAUAAAAGAGGGAAAGAGAACCAAGACGAUACCCAGCAAAAAGUAUGGCAUACAUCUGGCUCGAUUUACCCAUCACCCGCGCAACGUUCUGUUUGCCAGUACGAAGCAAGAGGAUUCUCUACGCUUGCUGGAACUCCACAAUGAGAGCUUCGUUCGCUAUUUCACAGCUCAUACGGGCCGAGUGACCUGUAUAGCCCUGUCGCCUGGUAGCGAUCAGUUUCUGUCGUGCGGCAAUGACGAUAUGGUCUGUCUGUGGGACCUGAACUCCAGGAGUCCUCAAGGGAAACUGAAACUUGUCACUCCCUACCUCGCAGCCUACGAUCCCUCUGCGCAAAUCAUGGCGAUCGCGUCGCAAUCCACCUCCUCCAUCCUCCUGUACGAUGUCCGGAAUUUCGAUAAAGCCCCGUUCGCUACCUUUGACAUGGCCGCCGAGGAGGAUAGGUAUACCCCAACCACAAAGGGUCGCGCAUGGACCAAAUUGGAGUUCUCGAACGAUGGGAAAAAUAUGCUUCUCGGCACGGAUUAUCACGGUCAUUUCGUGCUGGAUGCCUUUGAUGGGACGGUCAAAUCGUUUCUACAAGGGAAGACGGCUGGCACUGGACGCGCGGCUCCUGUGUCAACAUCGGGAAAGCCACUCGGUCAAGGAGACGUCUGUUUUACACAAGAUGGGAGGUAUGUCGUCGGUGGGGCUGGUGAUCAACCCGACCUGCUCGUCUGGGAUACCCAUAACACCACUGAUAUUCGACUGGAGCCUAUGGUUCGAUUGACAAGCCGGGGGAUCAAGGCGCCUGUGGUGCAAUGCAAUCCCCGCUUCAACAUGCUUGUGACGGCUGACACCAGGGUGUGCAUGUGGUUACCCGGCGACCAGAUCAAAAAUCCGGAAAUAUGA
This is a messenger RNA of Fonsecaea erecta, 1068 nucleotides long. RefSeq lists its product as hypothetical. The record is from RefSeq and is a predicted model, not a curated record. The coding region runs from base 1 to 1068 and encodes 355 amino acids. Gene Ontology annotation, molecular function: protein binding; chromatin binding. The transcript has 2 exons. NCBI's taxonomy places the organism in Eukaryota, Fungi, Ascomycota, Eurotiomycetes, Chaetothyriales, Herpotrichiellaceae. Gene Ontology annotation, cellular component: Set1C/COMPASS complex.